AUGGAUGGUUCCGGCGCUGGAUCCAUCGUCAAUUGCGCGGAUCUUUCGUUUCUAAACCAUCCGGACUGGGCCCGUGGCCAGAAACACCAAGGCCAUUGGACUGUUUCACCAGUGAAUGGAUUGAUGAGUGAAGGAUCGUCUUCUUCCCACCCCCAUGAAUUGUUCAGUGCGCUUAAGGACCUUUAUCCUGAGUGGCAAGAAGAUACGAGGCAGUCCUGUGGGCCAAAAUACGCGUUCAAAUUUGAUGAAAUCAUGUCUGGAAGCUUUAUGGAAGAGAGAAGACCCAAAUUGCCUGUCUUUGAAGAUGUACUGGGAAAUCCGGAUUGA
This is a messenger RNA of Penicillium pulvis, 327 nucleotides long. RefSeq lists its product as uncharacterized. The record is from RefSeq and is a predicted model, not a curated record. NCBI's taxonomy places the organism in Eukaryota, Fungi, Ascomycota, Eurotiomycetes, Eurotiales, Aspergillaceae. The transcript has a single exon. Bases 1 to 327 code for a protein of 108 amino acids.